UGAGAAAGUAAAACUGACAAAUAAUGAGAUGGAUAAACAAGGGCAUAUAGUGCUUAACUCAAUGCACAAGUACCAGCCAAGAAUCCAUCUCAUCCGACUUCGAUCCGAUAGUUCGAGUCCGCCCUUGAUUACCGACUUGGAAGCAGAAUUAUAUAGAACUUAUAUCUUCCCAGAAACGGUUUUUACUGCAGUUACAGCAUAUCAAAAUCAACUGAUUACAAAGUUAAAAAUCGACAGUAAUCCAUUUGCCAAAGGUUUUCGAGAUUCUUCACGACUCACUGAUCUGGAGAGGUAA
Centruroides sculpturatus (bark scorpion) is the source of this 295-nucleotide messenger RNA. Its product is annotated as T-box transcription factor TBX20-like. Lineage: Eukaryota; Metazoa; Arthropoda; Arachnida; Scorpiones; Buthidae. The coding region runs from base 29 to 295 and encodes 88 amino acids. Gene Ontology annotation, biological process: cell fate specification; heart development; positive regulation of DNA-templated transcription. Gene Ontology annotation, molecular function: DNA-binding transcription factor activity, RNA polymerase II-specific; RNA polymerase II cis-regulatory region sequence-specific DNA binding. The transcript is spliced from 3 exons. The record is from RefSeq and is a predicted model, not a curated record. Gene Ontology annotation, cellular component: nucleus.